CUCGCAGAUCUUUUCCGAAGUUGUUUCGCCCUGAGCAAAUGUCGGUGACCACGAACGGGCAGUCGUACCCCAAGAAGGUGGCCGUGAUGGGCGGCGGCGCCUUUGGCACAGGGAUGGCGCAGCUCAUGGCGAGGAAGGGGUGCAAAGUGAUGGUCAGCAGGGUGAAGAGAGAGGAUGCAAGGCACCCAGCAAGCCGCCAGAAGAGAGAUCUGCGUCUGUUUGAUUUGUUUUGUUUGUUUGUUUAUUUGGCUUUCAGUUGCAAGUGCGCGAGGCGGAGGCCAGGGAGGGCAUCAACAACGACCAUGAGGUAGGCAGGCACGGAUCACGCCAGUGAGAUCUGUGUGGCGUGAAAUGCUCUCUUUAUCUGUGUGUCUGUGGGCUGUCAGAACACACUUUUCCUGCCCGGCGUCAAGCUGGAGCCCUCCAUCACUGCCGUGGACGGCGUGCCAGAAGCCGUCAAGGACGCUGAGAUGAUAUUCCUGGUCAUACCCACACAGUUCCUGCGGAAGUUCAUUCAGGUGUGACAUGAGAAAACAGGACAAGAGAGCCGCACUGCAGGCGCCAUGGCAUGGUGGACGUGUCUGUGUCUGUGUCUGUGUCUGUGUGUUUAUUGCGUCAGACGUUUCACUCGUGCCUGCCGGUGGGUGUGCCGAUGGUGUGCUGCGCCAAGGGCAUCGAAAACGACACCCUCCAGACGCCCUUUGAGAUCAUGGAGGAAGAGCUGCCCGGCAAGUACCACCGACAUCUCGGGGUGCUUACCGGCCCCUCGUUCGCGCGCGAGGUCGCCGAGGGGCAGCAGACAAACGUGACAGUCGCUGCACGAGACCCAGAGGUCAACGCACACCGACACACACACUCGUCGGACGAUGUGUGCACACCGGGAUAUAUAUAUAUGUGUGUGUGUGUGCAGAUAGCCAAGAAGGUGCAGUAUGCGGUGAGCGACGAGUGUUUCCGCGCCUACACGUCGUCGGACGUCAUCGGGUGUGAAAUCUGCGGAGCCAUCAAGAACGUUUAUGGUGAGCGAGGCCCACACAGUGGUGAAGUGUCGGUGUGUGUGUGUGUGUGUGUGCGUGUGACUGUGUGUGUGUGUGUUUGUGCAGCCAUUGCGUCGGGAGCGCUCGAGGGCUUUGGAAUGGGGUAAGCGAAGCGACCAGCCCUGCUCCAUUUAUAUCUCAGUUGUCGUCAUGCCUUCCUUGCCCACUUCUGUCUGUCAGAUACAACGCCCGUGCAGCGCUCAUCACGCGCGGACUCGGUGGGUGGCGCACACAGACAGACAGACGUCCACAGAAGGAACGGCGUCGCUGACUGUGCGUUGAUUGAUUGUAUGUCUGUUUGUUUGAUGGAUGGAUGGAUGGAUGGCUGGAUCGAUGGAUGCAGCCGAGAUCUCCCGUCUGGCGGUGCAGAAGGGUGCCUCCCCCCUCACCAUCAGCGGCCUGGCCGGCGUGGGCGAUCUCACCCUCACUUGCACCGGCACUCUGUCCAGGAACUGGCAGGUCAGAACAAAGUACAACAUAGAUACGAAGAUAGCCUAGCCCACCAACACACACACACACACACACACGUAUCUUUGUUCCUUCUUGUGCAGUUGGGGAAUCGGAUGGCGAAGGGCGAGACUUUGCAGCAGAUCACGGAGAGCAUGAGGGCGGUGGCCGAGGGCGUCCACACCGCCAAGUCGCUCCAUCAGCUGAUGGAGACGAUGGGCAUACACAUGCCCAUCGCCGACGAGAUCUACAAGGUGAGCAAGCCAAGCACCACCAAACACACUGACACCCUUUCCUCCCUCUGCUCUGUGUCUAAUCUAACUGUGUCGUUCAUGCUGUCAUGCCUGCAGGUGCUGUUUGAGGGCAAGGGCAUGAAGGAGGCGUUGGCAGCGCUUCGCAGCAGACCUCUCAGGGAAGAGGUCGACCCCUCCGUCAUCGAAGCCGCCAAACAGCUGCCAUCCACCGGCGUGCAGAAGACGGGCUCCGGCGCAUUCUACUGAGUGACCACGAUGGGGUCGAGAGGCAUGGCGUUUCUCGAGUAAAGAAAGACAUGAACGUCCUGCAUGUGGGUGGGGUGCGUGUAUGUGGCUGAAUCAAUCCCAUUUUCUCGCACUUUCUGAUGCCGAAUGGAAUGCUGAGGGGAUCCGCCUCUUAUUUAUUUUUGCCAGAGAUGGGCACCCUUCUGCCUGCAUGUAAGGGUGCCUGUGGUGCGUGG
Molecule: messenger RNA, 2196 nt
Organism: Vitrella brassicaformis
Lineage: Eukaryota; Vitrellaceae
Source: the annotation of a GenBank genome assembly